Molecule: messenger RNA, 2402 nt
Organism: Diabrotica balteata
Lineage: Eukaryota; Metazoa; Arthropoda; Insecta; Coleoptera; Chrysomelidae
Source: the annotation of a GenBank genome assembly
ACUUUUUAGUGUAGUAAUUAGUUACCAUCGUAUUAAAGUCCUGUGAAAAUGACGAACUGUAAAAAGAAAGUGCUCUAUGACGCAAUGUCCAACAAAGUCUACGUUUGGGACGAUCACAUGCAAAUCACAGCCCCGCCGGAAAAGAAGCCAUUUAUUCUUAGUGGGAAACCGGAAGAAAAAAAUCCCGAUCGGAAUGAGGAAGAAGAGAGAGGCGGCUGGGGCAACAAAUUGGAUUUUUUGAUGUCGUGCAUUAGUUUAUCCGUAGGUUUAGGGAAUGUGUGGAGAUUUCCGUAUCUGUGUUAUAAGAAUGGAGGAGGAACAUUUUUAAUCACCUACCACAUAGCGAUGUUUAUAUGUGGAAUUCCGCUCUUCUUUCAAGAAGUCGCCAUUGGACAGUACCUCGGAUCUGGAGGAAUGACCUUUGUUGGUCAGCUGUGUCCUAUUUUGAAAGGCGUAGGAUAUGCAACGAUGACCAUAGUGUUUCUCUUGGAUGUUUAUUAUUGUGUGAUUAUAGCAUGGACGUUGUUUUAUAUUUUCAGUAGUUUCUCAAGUACAUUACCUUGGUCUGAAUGCGAAAUGCUUUUAAGUGAUAUGAGAACGUCGUUGGGCGAUACAAUGUCAACUCGUCAGAUAAGAUCGGUUAAUAAUCACAGCAGUACUAUAGGUCAAUGGUGGAACAGCCAAAACUGUUUAGUUAAGGAUAAUACAACUACAUUCAAUGUUAGCAGCUUAAUUUCCAGGAAUUCCUCUUCAGCAGUUGAAGAAUUUUUUGACCGAAGAGUACUGAGUAUAACAUCCGGCCUAGAAGAGCUGGGUGGUAUGCAGUGGCAUUUAUUUAUAGCACUCUGUGUUGGAUGGAUUAUGGUCUAUGGAAUUAUAAGAAAGGGACUACAUCAGAGUGGAAAGAUAAUGUGGUUCACCGCUCUCUUCCCAUACAUCAUCCUUCUGAUUAUGUUGGUAAGAGCUGUAACUUUAGAAGGUGCCGGAACAGGUCUACUUUAUUACAUUACCCCCCAGUGGGAGGCGCUACUGACUCCAGGACCUUGGAUGGAUGGUGCCUCGCAAAUAUUUUUCGCUUACAGUAUUGGCUGUGGUGCUCUUCCAGCACUUGGAUCUUAUAAUAAGUUCCACCAUAAUUCAUAUAAAGAUGCUGUGAUAACGUGUGUAGUCAACACAUUAACGUCUGUGAUAGCUGGCAUAGUAACUUUUUCCAUUUUGGGGCAUUUAGCACUGGAGCAAAAUACAGAAGUAGGAAGUGUGGUCAAUAGCGGGCCUGGUCUUGUUUUUAUUACAUAUCCCCAAGUUGUUUUACGAUUACCAGGUUCUUCGUUUUGGGCCGUGAUAUUCUUCUUUAUGUUAUUGUUACUGGGCAUAGACAGCGAGUUCUGUCUGGUAGAAUCGUUUAUUACGGGUAUCCUGGAUAACUGGUCACAAAGUCUAAGGCCACACAGACAUUUAUUUACUUUAGCAGUUUGUGUAGUUAUGUUCCUUCUGGGAAUUCCCAUGAUUACGCAGGGGGGGAUGUACAUAUUCCAAUUAAUGGACUACUACUCAGCAAGUGGAAUGUCAUUACUUUGGGUAUGCUUUUUUCAAACUAUAGCCAUUUCCUGGUUCUUUGGAGUUGACCGAUUGGGAGAUUGUAUAGAAAAAAUGAUGGGAAUACGCCCAGGAUUGUUUUGGAGGAUUUCUUGGAAGUACAUUGCUCCCUUAGUUAUGGCUGUGAUAUUUAUUAGUCAAUGCUUUGAAUACCAAAGACUAAGGUAUGGUUCCUAUGAAUAUCCCUUGUGGGCUGAUAUUAUUGGAUUGGGUAUAAGUUGUUCCUCUAUGCUGUGGAUUCCAGUAUACAUAAUCUACUACGUUUUUAGCCAACCUGGAAGUUUACUGCAGAACUUUAAAAAAGGACUAAAAUCCAAUAUUGCCCAGAGAAAAGUCUCAGUCUGUGAUAAAAGUACCGGAGAACUUCUAAGCCAAAGUCAAAACAACAUCGUUUGAUCUUCUGAGAAAACCAUUUGUCUUUAUUAAAAAUAAGAAUACGCUCGGUCAGAAAUAGUUAGUGUAUCAAAUAACGUCCGAAGUUGGAAAAGUUGGAAAAUUUAUAAGUUAAACUUUCGCAUAUAUGGUGCAAGGACUAAGUAAAUUUGGUUAAGCUAGUAAAUGUCGGGUCACACUAAUUAAUUAAAUUAUUAAUAUUUCAGCUCAACGCCUGGAAAGUUGUUCAUCAUGAGUAUUAUAAAGGAAGCUUAGGGGUAUAUUUUGUUACUAUAGGGUUAAUAAAGUAUAUUAUUAUUUUUUAAAUACAAUGCUGAAGAAAGAUAUUUAUACAUUUUUUUCAUUAUACGUAAUAUGUAGAACAUGUUUUCAGAUCUAAAAUAUUAAUAUACAUCAAUAAAUUUCAUUUAAAA